Gambusia affinis (western mosquitofish) is the source of this 2297-nucleotide messenger RNA. Its product is annotated as piggyBac transposable element-derived protein 3-like. The transcript has 3 exons. NCBI's taxonomy places the organism in Eukaryota, Metazoa, Chordata, Actinopteri, Cyprinodontiformes, Poeciliidae. The coding region runs from base 151 to 1296 and encodes 381 amino acids. The record is from RefSeq and is a predicted model, not a curated record.
GAGACCCGGCCCAUUCAUUUGUGUCCUUUAUAGUGGACAUUUUGUUCACCUGUAUUUUCUUUUACUAUUUUGAGUUACCCUAUCAAGCCCUGCAUUACUCUUUAGAGGACAUCCUGGGCUUUCCAGUGAUGUGUCAUGUGAUAGGUUUGCAUGCUGGGAACUCACUUUUUCUUUUCAAUCAAAAUGGCUGGCAUACCAACAACCACAUUUUAUGGAAAGAGGAAAGGAGAAAGAAGUGAAGCAGAGAGGAUUUUAUACCGAAUAGUAGAGGGAGAUUCAGAUUUGGGGCUGUCAGAUGAGGAUGAGGAUGAGUAUCAGCCUGGGACAGGAGAAGAUGGUGAAGAAGAAGUAGGUGAAGAAGGAGAGGAAGAAGAUGCAGGAGUAUCUGAUGAGGAGACAGACUCAGAACCAGAAAGGGAGCAGGAAAGUCGUCGUGCUUUGUGGGCCAGGACUACCUUAUUCACACCUGUGCUACCUGGGCUUCCUGUCUGUCAAGAUGACCCUAAAAUCCGAGAACACUGGAGUCCAAUCCAAUACUUUUCGCAGUACAUCGACGACAAAAUCUUUGAAGAUUUGGCAGCUUUUACAAAUCAAAGACAGCUGCAAACGACAGGAGUGUCACUAAAUACUACUGCUCAAGAAAUCAAGAUUUUCUUUGGCAUAUCAGUACACAUGGCCUGCCUUGGCUAUCCCAGAGUUAAAAUGUUUUGGGCUAAAAAAACUAAAGUGCCAGUUAUUAGCAGGAAAAUGACAAGGGAUAGAUUCUACAAGCUGAGAAGCUCACUCAAGAUUGUUGAUGAUCUGGAUGUAACAGAAGAGACAAAGGAGUCAGACAUUCUUUGGAGAGUCAGACCAUUGCUUGACCGUGUGAGGCAAGGUUGUCUCAGACUUCCAAGGUAUAAUAAGGUCUGCAUUGAUGAGCAAAUCGUCCCUUUCACAGGCCGCUGUCCAGUCAGGCAAUAUGUCCCAGGCAAGCCAAACCCUACUGGCCUAAAAGUCUUUGUCCUUGCCUCUCCAAAUGGUCUAGUACUGGAUUUUGAGGUGUAUCAAGGGAAGAAUACGUUCAGGGGCCAAAGGUUGGGAGUUGGAGCUGCAGCAGUCUUGCGAUUGGUUGAAUCUCUUCCCACAGGAACCUGUGUAUACUUUGAUCGAUACUUCACAACAAUCGAUCUCAUGGAUGCUUUGCUUGCAAAGGGUCUUCCAGCAACUGGAACAAUAAUGAGGAACCGAGUACCAAAGCCAUGCCAGCUACCAGGAGAUAAGCAGUUGCGAAAAGAAGGAGAGGAGCAUCAGUGACGAUGGUCCGGAGGAGGCCUGAGCUGGCAAUCACUAAAUGGUUUGACAAUAAACCAGUGUUGAUGGCUUCCACUGUGUAUGGGAAAGAUCCAGAAGAUAUCUGUAGCAGAUGGUCCAACAAAGAAAAGGCUCAUGUCCAGGUGCGACGACCAGCAGUGAUCAGAGAAUACAAUGACAACAUGGGUGGCGUAGACUUGUGUGACCGAAUGCUGAGCUUUUAUCGCAUGUCAACCAGGACCAAGAAAUGGACAUCACGUGUGAUCGCUCAUUUCUUUGAUGUUGCCAUUACAAACGCUUGGAUCCAAUACAAGUCUGACAGUAAAGCGAUUAAUCGAUCAUCUAAGAACACCCAACAGUAUCUGGACUUCAAAUUGCACCUGGCUGAAGAGCUGUUGGAUAGUCCUUCAUUUGAUGACAGCAGUGAAGACAGUGAAGAAGAGUAUCAGCCACCAACCAAAACAAGGAUCCCUCAACCAGAGCCCUCUGUACGCAGACUAGGGGCCAGGCACAUGCCAGAGAUGGUGGAUAUCAAGCAUGCAGAAAGAUGCAGGAAUAAGGGCUGCAAUGGCAAGACAUACAUGAGGUGUACCAAAUGCAAGAUGUUUCUCUGCAUCACCAAAAGGAAAACGUGCUUCCAGGAUUAUCACCGCUAAAAUAUCCAAAAGAAGAACUGUAGAACUGCUUAUGUUCAAUGUUCAACUAAAUACACAGGCAACUAUUGUCCUUGCAAGCAAUAAGCAACAGAAAACAACGAAGAGUGAUAAAGAAUUUAGUUUUUGAUCAAAUUAAAUUUAUUCUUUUGUUAAUAUUACUCUAAAGCGAUAAUCUGCUCAUUUUCUAAAUUCAGUUGUAUUUUUACACAAAAAUCAUCCUGUUGUCCACUACAGUGGACAUGCUGUGAAAUUAAAAAUAAAAAUAUUUUUAAAAAAAUUUUAAUUGUAAGGUGUUUUUUUAGACCCAAAUAGAUAGGAAAUCACACAAAAAAAGAAAUUGGAACACAC